This is a messenger RNA of Cebus imitator (Panamanian white-faced capuchin), 6201 nucleotides long. RefSeq names its product adenylate cyclase 7 (gene ADCY7). NCBI's taxonomy places the organism in Eukaryota, Metazoa, Chordata, Mammalia, Primates, Cebidae. Gene Ontology annotation, biological process: adenylate cyclase-inhibiting G protein-coupled receptor signaling pathway; adenylate cyclase-activating G protein-coupled receptor signaling pathway; intracellular signal transduction. Gene Ontology annotation, molecular function: adenylate cyclase activity. Gene Ontology annotation, cellular component: plasma membrane. The coding region runs from base 2297 to 5536 and encodes 1079 amino acids. The transcript has 27 exons. The record is from RefSeq and is a predicted model, not a curated record.
UGUUUUUGGGGUUCUGGGUAGGUGUGGGGAGGCCUGGUUUUGGGGACCAUGGGGGCUCUUGCGGUCUGAGACUCCAUCACGGUGACCUCCCGUGCCCAAGAGCUCCAUAAGGGCAGGGUUUGUGGAAGGAAGGAGUGGGUGACCAGGAAUGGGGGCUUGGGCUCCAGGGACCGCCGUGGCGAGGGACUCCGAGCCCCCGUGUGGGUGCAGGUCCAGAAGCCGGGGCUGUGGUUGGUUGGGGAGGCCGGGUGGGGCUGCUUCCCCUGCAGAAGGGCUCUUCCGGGCUUUUGGCGCGGCUUCACGAGGCAGUCUGGGUAUUGUUACCCAGACUUCGUCUCUCCUGCCCCCUUGGCCUGGAUCGGGUUCUCAGGAAGUCUCAGGGAAGUGAGGGUCUCAGUGCCUUGGCUUGGGGCUGGGCUCCUUGUGAGCUGGUGUCAUGGAGGCCAAACUGGGGGCCCCUGGGCCAGGUGGUGGCUUCAGGCUUGCCACUGGGACAGGAGGCCAGGCUAGGCAGUGACGCCUCACUGCGCUCUGUGGGUGGCCUGCUGAGCUCUGGGUGGGAGAGGCCUCUCCCACUGAUCUCUCUGUGACUGACUUCUCUGCUGGUCUGAGUGGGAAGGGACUGCAGAAAUCCUGGAGGCCUUUUCUGCCCUGGAGGAGUCAGGCCUAGAGAGGGUGAAGAAGUGCCUGAGUCACACAGCUGGUGACAGGGAGAGCUGGAACUGUACCUGACAUCACCUGAUAUUCAGGCCAUGGCUCUAUUCCCUGCACUGCCUUACCUGUGGCAGAUGGGGAAACUGAGGCAGGUGGGUCAGUCACUCCUCUGCAUUGCUGGGAAAGGCAGGAAAUUUGACAGGAGCCAUUUGCCGGGUUGGUACUUGGAGCUCUUUUCCUGCUUGCUUUCCCCCGGGGCAAGAUGCUUCUCAGCUGAAAACUGCCUGGGGAGGGCACUGUUGGGACCGUGAGCACCCGAGAGCCCGGUUCUUUCACUCAGGCCUCUCCUCUCACCUCCACCCGGGAGGCCAAGCUCAGGGUGGGCGUCUUGGACCGCAGGCAGGUGCAUGGGCUGGCCCUCCUGGCACCUGCAACCCCCAUGUGCCCAGCUAGCCCAACCUGGGGUCAGGUGGAGGUGGGUAAGUGGGGGCCCCCAGCCUUAAGGAGCUUUACAGGUUGUAAUCAAUUAAGGGAGGCCAAUGGGCUCUACAGAGCACAGCUGCCCAGGGAGGUGUCUUCGGGUAGGAGUUCCUAGGUGGGUCCUGGAGACUCCAGAAUCAGCAUUUCCCAAAGGAGGUUCAUUAGGGAUUCAAUACAAAAAGAGUCUCAUUAACAUAAAGGAUGGGGAAAUGCUCCGCUGCAUUUGAUUCCGGACUUCUUUCCUGCAGGACUUGUCAGAGCCUUUAAUUUGCUAAUGUGUAUGGGGGAUCUUUAAAUGGGGAAGAGGAGAAGGUUGAGCUCAGCACCAUCUGUGACCAGAAACGGCUGUGGAUGUGUAUGGCUGUGUGUGUGUAGCUUUUCAUGGCCCUGAUUUUGGGCAGAAUGCACCUUAGGAGAUAGAGAGUGAAUCUGCACUGGGCCUUGAAGGGUGGCAGGCCUGGGUUCAAAUCCUAGCUCCAUUGCUUCCCAGCCGGUGGGCUCUGUGCUUGGAGGUUAAGGUUGCAGAGUCAGUUGCCCUGGUUAGAAAUAGAGCUCCCCCACCCGCCACCCUUGGGGAGUCAGGGGGACUGGUCUCAUCCCAGCCUCUUUGUGGUUCUCUGCAGGUUCUCAGAGGAGACGGCUAGCCAGGUGGUGGUUGGCCUAGCUUGUCUCCAAACUGGGCUCAGAGGUUGCAGAGCUCAUCUUGAGGCCUGGGUACUGUGCUCUCUCCUGCCAGUGGGCCUGGAAGGCUUGGGCCGAGGACCCGACGUUGCCUGGGAUGUCACCUGCUGGAGUGCAGUGGAACAAUCAUCACUCGCUGCAGACUUGACCUGAACUCAAGAGGUCCUUCUGCCUCAGCCUCCUAAGUUGCUGGAUCUGCAGGUCAAGUUCUGGUCUCUGCAGAGUAACCGUGUGUGGAGUCAGCCCAGUUUGGAUGCACAGGAGGAUGCCAGCGGCACAGUGAGCGAGGCCUGGCACCGGAGCUGUGCAGACCUCUCAUUGGCCAUGGAGCAGCAGGCCCAGGGGCCCCCUCCCCAGCCCCGCUUGCCGGCCUUGGAGAGGCCAGAGGCAUAGGCCCACUGGGAGGCUGUUGGCAGACAGAUGCCCUCCAGGCCCUGGGGCCUCCUUAACAGCCGGUGGACACGUUUGCUGACGGUGGAGAAUGCCGGCCAAGGGCCGAUACUUCCUCAACGAGGGUGAGGAGGGCCCUGACCAAGAUGCACUCUACGAGAAGUACCGGCUCACCAGCCAGCACGGGCCGCUGCUGCUCACGCUCCUGCUGGUGGCCGUCAUCGCCUGCCUGGCCCUGAUUAUCAUCGCCUUCAGCCACGGGGACCCCUCCAGACACCAGGCCGUUCUGGGCACGGCGUUCCUGGUGCUGGCGGUGUUUUUGGCCCUCUCCGUGCUGGUGUAUGUCGAGUGUCUCCUGCGGCGCUGGCUCAGGGCCUUGGCGCUGCUCACCUGGGCCUGCCUGAUGGUCCUGGGCUACGUGCUGGUGUUCGACGCGUGGACGAAGGCGGCCUGUUCGUGGGAGCAGGUGCCCUUCUUCCUGUUCAUCGUCUUCGUGGUGUACACGCUGCUGCCCUUCAGCAUGCGGGGGGCUGUGGCCGUGGGAGUCAUCUCCACCGCCUCCCACCUCCUGGUGCUCUCCACUCUGAUGGGAGGCUUCACGACACCCAGCAUCCGGGUGGGGCUACAGCUGCUGGCCAAUGUGAUCAUCUUCCUAUGCGGGAACCUGACUGGUGCCUUCCACAAGAACCAGAUGCAGGAUGCGUCCCGGGACCUCUUCACCUACACUGUGAAGUGCAUCCAGAUCCGCCGGAAGCUGCGCAUUGAGAAGCGCCAGCAGGAGAACCUGCUGCUGUCGGUGCUCCCGGCCCACAUCUCCAUGGGCAUGAAGCUGGCCAUCAUCGAGCGACUCAAGGAGCAUGGCGACCGCCGCUGUGUGCCGGACAACAACUUCCACAGCCUCUAUGUCAAGCGGCACCAGAACGUCAGCAUCCUCUAUGCGGACAUCGUGGGCUUCACGCGGCUGGCCAGCGACUGCUCCCCCAAGGAACUGGUGGUGGUGCUGAACGAGCUCUUUGGCAAGUUCGACCAGAUCGCCAAGGCCAAUGAGUGCAUGCGGAUCAAGAUCCUCGGCGACUGCUACUACUGUGUGUCGGGCCUGCCCGUGUCGCUGCCCACCCACGCCCGGAACUGCGUGAAGAUGGGGCUGGACAUGUGCGAGGCCAUCAAGCAGGUGCGGGAGGCCACAGGCGUGGACAUCAACAUGCGUGUGGGCAUACACUCUGGGAACGUGCUGUGCGGGGUCAUCGGGCUGCGCAAGUGGCAGUAUGACGUGUGGUCCCAUGACGUGUCCCUGGCCAACCGGAUGGAGGCAGCUGGAGUCCCCGGCCGGGUGCACAUCACGGAGGCGACGCUGAAGCACCUGGACAAGGCGUACGAGGUGGAGGAUGGGCACGGGCAGCAGCGGGACCCCUACCUCAAGGAGAUGAACAUCCGCACCUACCUGGUCAUCGACCCCCGGAGCCAGCAGCCACCCCCGCCGAGGCAACACCCCCCCAGGUCCAAGGGGGACGCAGCCCUGAAGAUGCGGGCGUCAGUGCGCAUGACCCGUUACCUCGAGUCCUGGGGGGCAGCUCGGCCCUUUGCGCACCUCAACCAUCGUGAGAGUGUGAGCAGUGGCGAGACUCCCAUCCCUAAUGGGCAGAGGCCCAAGAGCAUUCCCCAUCGCCACCGCCGGACCCCUGACAGGAGCAUGACCCCCAGGGGGCGGUUGGAGGAUGACUCAUAUGACGAGAUGCUGUCAGCCAUCGAGGGGCUCAGCUCCACGAGGCCCUGCUGCUCCAAGUCUGACGACUUCUACACCUUUGGGUCCAUCUUCCUGGAGAAGGGCUUUGAGCGCGAGUACCGCCUAGCGCCCAUCCCCCGGGCCCGCCACCACUUCGCCUGCGCAAGCCUGAUCUUCAUCUGCAUUCUGCUUGUCCAUGUCCUGCUCAUGCCCAGGACGGUGGCUCUGGGUGUGUCCUUCGGGCUGGUGGCCUGUGUGCUGGGGCUGGUGCUAGGCCUCUGCUUUGCCGCUGAGUUCUCGAGGUGCUGCCCAGCCCGGGGGAUGCUCUGCACUAUCUCCAAGAGGGUGGAGAUGCAGCCCCUACUGAGGCUGACCCUGGCCGUCCUGACCAUCGGCAGCCUGCUCACUGUGGCCAUCGUCAACCUGCCCCUGAUGCCUUUCCCAGUCCCAGAGCUGCCUUUCGGCAACGAGACAGGCCUGUUGGCCAUGAGCAGCAAGGCAAGGGCCCUGUGCGAGCCCCUCCCGUACUACACCUGCAGCUGCAUCCUGGGCUUCAUCGCCUGCUCCGUCUUCCUGCGGAUGAGCCUGGAGCCAAAGGUCGUGAUGCUGACAGUGGCCCUGGUGGCCUACCUGGUGCUCUUCAACCUCUCCCCGUGCUGGCAGUGGGACGGCUCCAGCCAAGGCCUGGGCAACCUCACCGAGCCCAAUGGCACCACCAGCGGCACCCCUAGCUGUUCCUGGAGGGACCUGAAGACCAUGAUCAAUUUCUACCUGGUCCUGUUCUACAUCACCCUGCUCACGCUCUCCAGACAGAUUGACUAUUACUGCCGCCUGGACUGCCUAUGGAAGAAGAAGUUCAAGAAGGAGCACGAGGAGUUUGAGACCAUGGAGAACGUGAAUCGCCUUCUUCUGGAGAACGUCCUGCCAGCCCAUGUGGCCGCCCACUUCAUCGGUGACAAGUUAAAUGAGGACUGGUACCAUCAGUCGUAUGACUGCGUCUGUGUCAUGUUUGCCUCUGUGCCAGACUUCAAAGUGUUCUACACGGAGUGCGACGUCAACAAGGAAGGGCUGGAGUGCCUUCGCCUGCUCAACGAGAUCAUUGCCGACUUUGACGAGCUCCUGCUGAAGCCCAAGUUCAGUGGCGUGGAGAAAAUCAAGACCAUCGGCAGCACAUACAUGGCAGCUGCAGGGCUCAGCAUCACCUCGGGGCACGAGAACCAGGAGCUGGAGCGGCAGCACGCCCACAUUGGCGUCAUGGUGGAGUUCAGCAUCGCCUUGAUGAGCAAGCUGGACGGCAUCAACAGGCACUCCUUCAAUUCCUUCCGCCUCCGCGUUGGCAUAAACCAUGGGCCUGUGAUUGCUGGAGUGAUUGGGGCCCGAAAACCUCAGUAUGACAUCUGGGGAAACACGGUCAACGUGGCCAGCCGAAUGGAGAGCACUGGAGAACUUGGGAAAAUCCAGGUUACUGAGGAGACCUGCACCAUCCUCCAGGGCCUCGGGUACUCAUGUGAAUGUCGUGGCCUGAUCAACGUCAAAGGCAAAGGCGAGCUGAGGACUUACUUUGUCUGUACGGACACUGCCAAGUUUCAGGGGCUGGGGCUGAACUGAGGGCUCCUGCUAGAUUCCGAGCAGUCUGGGAAGUCAAUCUCCUUCCCUGAAGCAAGCCAGAAGACUCCGCCCCAUGUCAAUCCCAAAGGCACUCAGAGGGUGUGGUCACCUCCCAGCAGAUGGCUGUGCAUGUUGGCUUCUUUGGACCUGUGCUGGAGGAUUUCUCAGACACAUGCACCAGAUUCUGGCUCGAAGCAGCCACUGAGCCAUAACGCUCAGCGGCAACCAGAAACUCUGUGCCUGGUCUAACAGCUUCCAGGUUAGUUAGCUCUUAAGCCCAAGUUCCCUCUUCCAGAAGAAUGUUCACUGGUUCAGGGCUGAGAUCUUUGUUCCCUGAGGUGCUACAGAGGCGACUUUAGCACAUGAUGAAAACAGACACCCACACGUCGGUGGCCUGUGAGCAUGCACAAGUGGGGUGGUCUGUUUUUCUAGACACCAAGGAGGAGUAAGCUGAGCUGUCUAGCAUGGACUGGAGACUCCCUCUCCCUGGUGGGCUGGGCAGUGAGAGUGUUGCUCAGAAGCAUUCUGGUAAAGGAAGCUGAAAGGGGCGUUUUACAUCUGUAAAGCGUUUCAAACAGUAGAGAGAAAAACACCAUAAUUAACACUGUUACUUUUUGCCUUGUCUGGCAUGUUUGUUUAAAAUGGAUAUAUUAAUGGGGGUUUUA